AUGUCCACAGUGUCCAACCGCCGACCGCUUGCUGUAAUCGCUGGAUUAGGAAAUGGCACCGGUACUGGAGCCUCUUCAGCUCGCCUCUUCGCUAAGCACGGUUAUACAAUUGCCUUGGUAGCUCGGCACAGAGACGACUCCCUGGCAAACCUGGUAAAGGAGAUUAAAGGUGCUGGUGGUGAUGCGGCCUACUUCGCGGUCCCCGAAUAUUCUCGCGACGCCAUCUCGUCCGCGUUCGCCGAGAUACGCAAACAGUUUCCCUCUGCUACUUAUGCCAUCCGAGUGGCCAUCUUCAAUGCUGCGCAUGGCGUGUGGAAGCCUUUCUUGGAUGUAACUCCCGAAGACAUCCAGGAGGCUGUCGAUGUCAACAUCGUCGCUGCAUUUGCAUUUUCACGAGAAGCCAUAGUCGAGUUCAAGUCCAACGAUCUCAACGAGGUCGGGAAGCGCGGCAUAUUGAUCUUUACGGGUGCUACGGCGAGUAUCAGGGGGAAUGUCGUCACCAGCGCUUUCGCGGCUGGAAAAGCUGGACAGAGAUCUCUUUCGCAGAGCUUAGCCAAAGAAUUUGGAAAGGACAAUAUUCAAGUCUCGCACGCUAUCAUUGAUGGCGGUCAGUUCAAACAACCUCCUACUACGAACCAUGAUACUCAUUCUAUAAGUAAAGGUAUUUUGACAGAUCGGAGUCGCGCGCGCCAGAACAACAACCCGGAAUGGAUUAACAAUGCUGAUGUCCGACUAGAUCCCGACAGCAUUGCCGCCUCGUAUCUAUAUCUUGCUAAUCAGGAUAGAUCGGCUUGGACUUGGGAGCUAGAUCUUCGCCCUGCCCACGAGAAGUGGUAA
Pleurotus ostreatus (oyster mushroom) is the source of this 837-nucleotide messenger RNA. RefSeq lists its product as uncharacterized. The coding region runs from base 1 to 837 and encodes 278 amino acids. Lineage: Eukaryota; Fungi; Basidiomycota; Agaricomycetes; Agaricales; Pleurotaceae. The record is from RefSeq and is a predicted model, not a curated record. The transcript has 7 exons.